This is a messenger RNA of Physcomitrium patens, 2199 nucleotides long. RefSeq names its product D-lactate dehydrogenase [cytochrome], mitochondrial. Lineage: Eukaryota; Viridiplantae; Streptophyta; Bryopsida; Funariales; Funariaceae. Gene Ontology annotation, biological process: lactate catabolic process. Gene Ontology annotation, molecular function: FAD binding; D-lactate dehydrogenase (cytochrome) activity; D-lactate dehydrogenase (NAD+) activity. Gene Ontology annotation, cellular component: mitochondrion. The record is from RefSeq and is a predicted model, not a curated record.
GUCCAAGGGAGCCUCGCAAUGCACGAGAGUCACUGAUGAUUUGCACAAGUGGACUUGAGAUUGCGGCAAUUGUGUUUACAGGUUUGUGCGACACGAGCGUUUCGCGACAACGGAGCAUCGCAUGCAAAUAGUGCUGUAUGAACGAAUUUGAAGUUUCGUUUGGAGUGCGAUUUGCGUACAGAUAGUCGCAAUCCCUGGUAGAAUUCCGUGUAGCUUCUCGUCUACAGGUCUUGGAGUCCCGUGGCUUGUUGCAAGGGCUGGAUUCUUGUUGAAUUGAAUUUCAGGGGAAGUGUGCUAGGGUUGGUGCUAUGUCGCACUCGCGCUGUGCGUCUGCGUUAAUCAGGCGUUAUUUGAGGAAAGAUUUUGGGUUACGGAGUGCUGUGAGUGGGAGUCGUUGCUUGGCGACUUUGAGCGUGAGUGAACGCUAUGAGCGGAUGACGGGCUCGGGGAGCGCUUCGGAAGGGGUGGGAUGGAGAGCGCGUGCGAGGGCAGUUGGAGGAGUGGUUGCGUUGACUGGCUUGAUGAGCUUGGUGCAAAUGCACCAGGCAGCUGUGUCGCGCUGUGAGAGUGUCCAGACGCAGAUUCAAAAUCCGAUUGCUGUUGAGACAGAGAAUCCAGCUCCAAGCAAGGACGAGUCUCAGAGCUUCUGUGUUGGCAAUGUAGCUCCUCUUCUUGCGGAAUUGAGGGCUGCACUUGAUGAGGAUCGGGUUGUUGUUGAUGAGGAGGAUAGAAAAUUCCACGCAAAACCAUGGAAUACAUAUCACUCCGUGGAGGCCAUCCCAGAUAUUGUAGUGUAUCCAAAGUCUCAAGAGGAGGUGGUUGCAAUAAUUAAAGCUUGUGCAAAAUACAAGAUCCCUGUAACACCUUAUGCAGGUGGAACAUCACUUGAAGGACACACUAUGACCCUCAACAGAGGAGUAAGCAUAAAUAUGAAUUCAAUGAAGAAAGUCAAGGAGUUACAUCUGGAAGAUAUGGAUGUAAUAGUGGAGCCAGGCAUUGGGUGGAUUGAGCUGAAUGAAUAUUUAAAACCCUAUGGCCUCUUCUUUCCUUUGGACCCUGGUCCUGGCGCUACAAUCGGAGGAAUGUGCGCAACACGGUGUUCCGGUUCAAUGGCUGUGCGAUAUGGUACAAUGCGAGACAAUGUCCUUUCUAUGAAGGCUGUUGUAGCAAAUGGGGAUGUUGUCAAAACAGCAGCUCGUGCUCGAAAAAGUGCUGCAGGAUAUGACCUCACAAGAUUGCUGAUUGGGAGUGAAGGUACGCUUGGGGUUAUCACAGAGGUCACUCUGCGUCUUCAAAAAAUUCCUGAAGCUACUGUUGUAGCUAUGUGCAAUUUUAAGAACGUUGGAGAUGCAGCUGCUGUAGCAAUUGCCUCCAUGCACUCAGGCAUUCAGGUCUCACGAGUCGAGUUGCUGGACGACGUGAUGAUGAAGGCCAUCAACAUGGCUAACGAUAAAAAUUAUCCAGAAAAGCCAACGCUUAUGUUUGAAUUAGUUGGAACAGAAGCCUAUACCCAAGAGCAAACUGCAAGAAUUCAAAGAAUAGUUGAGGAUCACAAUGGAUCGGAUUUUGUGUUCGCUGAUACACCGAUCGAGAAAGAGGAGCUCUGGAAGAUUAGGAAGGAGGCAUUUUGGUCCACUUUUGUUCUUCGACCCGACGCUGAAGCUUUGGUGACUGAUGUUUGCGUGCCUCUCUCAAGACUCGCAGAAUGCAUCUCCGCUACCAAAGACAGUCUUCUUGCAUCUUCUUUGCCUAGCACACUUCUAGCACAUGCAGGAGAUGGCAACUUUCACGCAAUUAUCUUGUUCGACCCUAAAAAUAAAGAGGAGGUUGACGAAGCCUUGAAGCUCUCUAACGACAUGGUGCAUGCGUCCCUCUCUAUGGAAGGGACCUGCACUGGAGAGCAUGGUGUUGGAAUUGGGAAAAUGAAGUACCUGGAGAAAGAGCUAGGGCCAGAAGCACUGAAGAUGAUGGGCACUAUUAAAACCGCAUUAGAUCCCAGCAAUCUCAUGAACCCGGGAAAAAUUAUCCCCGAGAAGUUUUGCUACUAAAUCAAAAUAAUGAGUUCUACAUCAAUUGUGUUUUCUACAGCUGCACCAAAGGAUAUGAUGGAUUUUUUUUUUGGGUAGAUAAUAGUUUUCGUCAUAUUUGAUCUUUUGGUGUAAGCAUGAAAUGAUUAAAAAGUUGCACAAAUUUUGAGAA